Molecule: messenger RNA, 2266 nt
Organism: Apis cerana (Asiatic honeybee)
Lineage: Eukaryota; Metazoa; Arthropoda; Insecta; Hymenoptera; Apidae
Source: RefSeq, a predicted model, not a curated record
GCAUUUAAAUGUAAUCUACUUCAGAAAUAAUAAAUAGUUUACAAACAAUUUCAAUUCAUAUUUAUUAAAAAUGCAAUAAAUAUUUUUUAUUAACAUUAAUACUUUUAUUCAAAAAUCAAAGAUUCAAAAAAUCAAAUGGUGGUGAAUAUUGAUUUUAAAUAAUUACAAAAAACAAUGAAAAAUUUAACGAAAUCCAAAAUGAUUGUGCAUAAUGAUAAUUAUGAUAAUACUAAAUGCGUAUAUAAAAAAAAAUAAAUAUGGAAAACUUUUUCUAUUUUUCACAUCUUUAUUAUUUAUCAUAUUUUUUUUAAUAUAAUGCGAAUAUAUUCAAUAAAUCAUAUCAAAGUAUAUAUGAAAUCAUAUUUAUUAUGGAAUUUAUGAUGAUAUAAUAUAUUAAAUAUAUUAUUCUCAAGUAUAAUAAAUAUAAUAUAUAUAUAAAAUAAAUUAUAAUAAAUAUAAUAUAAUAUUAAUAUAUUCUAAUAGUUCUCUCUAUUUCUUAUACAUAUUUUUGUUAUGCUUUCAUAUUCGUGAGAUAUCUUUUGGAAGAUUAAUUCUUAAAAUCAAAACAUAGAAAUUGUUAUAUAAAAAUAUCGAUUAUUUAUUAAUUUAAUUAUUAAAUUAUAAUUUAUUUAUAAGCAAGUAUUAUUAUUUUAAGUUAGAUAAAAGAUUAACAGAAUUUGACAACAUGUUGCAACAAUAUGAUGAAGAUAAAUUUAUUUUAUUCUUAUGAUUUAUUAUUUUAUUCUUAUGAUUCUAAUUUCUAACACAAACUUAUAACUUAAUAAUAAUAAUAAUUUUUAAAAAUAAUAAUUUUUUAAUUAUAUAUAUAAACUUAUUUUAUAUUAAUGGAAAUUCUGUAAUAAAGAUUUUUUUUAACCAAUAGGAAUAAAAUGUUCUAGUAAUUUUUUAAUAAAACAUCAUUUUACAUAAUAUUAAUAAUUAUAAUUUAUCGUUUCAUUAUAUUUAAUUAAAUUGUAAUAUUUUUUAUUAUUCAUUAUUAUUAUAAAUUACUAUUAUAAAUUAGUGCUUUUUAGUGAUUUUCAAUGAAUCUUAAAUUUUAUUUCCAUGAAUAUAAAGAGAUGAUGAGAACAGACAUUUUAUUGUACAUAUAAAAAUAUACUUAUCAUUAAAUGAUUUUGCAAACUAUUUUAAAGUUACAUUUAUCAACAAAAUGUUAAAAUAAAAAAAAAAUAUUAAUUAAUGUAGUUUAUGAAUUGUACAUAUAUCUAAAAAUUACAUAUAUUAAUAAAUAUAUAAUAAUUAUAAUUAUAAUAACUUAAUUAUAAUAACUUAUGAAUUACACCAUACAUUAAAAUAUUUUGAUAUUAUAUCAUUAUUUAAAAUAUAUAAAAACUGUAAAAAAUAAUAAUAAUAUAUUUUAUAAAUUAAAAGUUAUCUAAAAGAGUAAAAAUAUGAGUACGCAAAAAGGAAAUUCCAAUCGAUCAAGACCACAAAAAUAUCAAAAUCAAAUUGCUUUUAAAAAUGAUUUACAUGACAAAUCAAAUAAAACAAAAUGUAUUAAUAGUAUUCAAGUUACACAUGUUUGUGAAAGAUGUAAAAAAAUAAUUGAGUGGAAAAUUAAAUAUAAAAAAUAUAAACCAUUAAAAACAGCUGCAAAGUGUAUCAAAUGUGAACAGAAAACAAUAAAACAUGCUUAUCAUAAUAUAUGUUUAACUUGUGCUGCACAAUAUAAUGUAUGUCCAAAAUGUGGUAAUGAAGAUAAUAUUGUUAAAGAAGAAUUUAAUAAAACAGAAAUUAUGAAAUUAGAUACACAAUUGCAAAACCUAUUUAAAAAACUAUCUGAACGAAAACGAAGAACAUUCAUGCGUUAUAUAAAUUCUAUAAAUAAAAAAGACAAAUGUAACAAUACAAAAAAAAAUGAAGAAGAAGAUAUGAAUGAAGAAAAAGAGAAAAAAAAUACAAAUAAUUGUAUAUCUAAAGAAGAUUUAUUAUUAAAAUUGAAAUCUUUAACAAUUAAAGAAGUAGAUAAUGAUAACUUUGACAUUAAUAAUAAAUUUGAUUCAGAUUCAGAAUGAUUUAUGUAAAAAAUAAUUUAUAUAAAUCAUAUUAACAUAUUUUAUUUUUAAUAAAUUAUUGCAAUUGCAUUGAUAAUUUUUUAAUAUAAUUGUAUAUUUAUUAAAUUACUUAAUUUUACUUUUAUAUAAUUUUAAAAUUCCAAAAAAUAAAAAUACAUUUUAUAAUUAAUAAAUAUUAGAUAAUGUAAAUUUUAUAUAUUUUAUAUAAUAAAAAUAAAAUAAAUGAAUAA